ACCAUCUGUGGGUUACCUCCCCUUUUGUAAAAUUUGUCAUUGUUUUACAGCGUAGCGCCAAUUUGUUCCGAUUUUAAAAAGAAGAAACUUGUACCUAUAUUAAGUCAGAUAAAAUUAAAAGAUUACUCGAACAAAUCUUACUGGACAAGAUGAUUGCAGCAUUUUUGGUUCGUAUCGAUGGUUUGCUGCGUUGCAAGUAACCUAGAAAGACUACACCAUAAGUGGCUGCUAGUAGCAAGAAAAUCUGUUGAAGCCAGAGACAGCCCAGCUGACAUCUGUUAGCUAUGUCCCACUCAUUUGCCCUCGUUGAUGAUGCAGUGCGGUCGGUAAACACAAUGGAUGACUACUUCAAUGUCGGGAUGGAUAUCUGCACCGACAUUGGGCUCGAAUUCAUGGAAAAUGCCAAACCAGAAGAUGACACCAGUUCAUGCAUACACAAAUUCAAAGAUGUUAUGAUUAAACUGGUGAACAUGAAUAAUGAGGUACAGGCCUUGAAAACUGCAGUGGAGGAAGUCAAAGCUAGGGACCCAGAAAACAAUGAAACACUGGCAGAGGUGUUGGAAGCAAGGCUGGCUGUGUUGAAGUCAAACUUUCCAGACGCCCAAUACCAUGAGAAAGUCAAGGAAUUCCAAGAGAAAAUGUCCAAGGCUAUGAAGCAAGAGAGCUCCAGCAAGACUGGACAGGGAGAGAUGGAGAUUGAGGUAUCCCAGGAGACCUUGACCUUCAAGUGUCCGUACACUGGGAAGGUCAUGGAGUGUCCUAUGCGCAACAAACACUGCGGCCAUUCCUAUGAGAGGGAUGGCAUCUUGCAGUACAUCAAACAGAGGCAGAAGAAGGCUAAGUGCCCUGUGGUCGGGUGUGCCAAUGAGAAGCCCAUCGUGCAAGAGGACCUCGUAGAAAAUAGGGAGCUCAAGCGUUACAUCGAACGCAAAAUAAAGUCUCAGUGAAGAGGAUUUUCGGACACGGUCAUUCGUGCCUUCCUGCUUUGUUAUUUGUGAACAUUUUAACCUCGUUCUGGGAAAAUAGGGUUAAAUACAUGUGUGUAAAGUAUCGUUCAGUCUGUAAAGAAUAAUAAGGGACGACGCUUUCCGCUUAAACUUGAUUUUCUCUUAGAAAAGUCUUCUUUUAAACAACAAAUGCCAAAACAGUGGCAAGUGUCGUCCAUGACUAGCCAUGAUAAGCAUGCACAGGCUAGUCUGGGACGAUACUUUACGCACAUGCAUUAAGCCCAGUGUUUUCGGAACGAGGCUCGUGUAUUUACUUGUUUAACCGUUGAACUGACCAAGAGGUAUUCUUUGUCGUUGUCUAUUGCAUAACAGGUGUCAUUCAUGAUAGGAUUUGAAAUAAAAGGGCAUUAUAAUCCUCAA
Molecule: messenger RNA, 1367 nt
Organism: Dreissena polymorpha
Lineage: Eukaryota; Metazoa; Mollusca; Bivalvia; Myida; Dreissenidae
Product: E3 SUMO-protein ligase NSE2-like
Exons: 6
Coding region: 285-947 (220 amino acids)
Biological process (GO): protein sumoylation; protein ubiquitination; double-strand break repair via homologous recombination
Cellular component (GO): Smc5-Smc6 complex; nucleus
Molecular function (GO): zinc ion binding; SUMO ligase activity; ubiquitin-protein transferase activity
Source: RefSeq, a predicted model, not a curated record